CAUCUUCAGCCAAUCACUGCGUUUCUCGACGACACUCCAGGGCAAGGCAAGGGGUUAUAAUUCGCCUAUUUCCGUGAGAAGUUUCAAUUAAGUAAAACUUAUCUUGGUUCAUCUACCUGUCAGACUUUGGAGCAGUGCUUCUCUCUCUCUUUAUAAAACAAAACCACCCUGAUACAUCAUUCAAGCGUUAGUACACGCUUUGUUUACAGAGGAUUAGAUCACAGAAUUCACAGAGGUAACCAAUCUUCAUCCUACAUAAAACAGCAGAGGUGCGUGGAUCUUAAAGUUCGUUGAGUGUUCCUCGCUCGUCAUAGUCUACACUUUGCAUUCGUACCAUCAACAGUACUCUCAAAAUGGAACUACGUCGAAGUAUUUUUUUCGUUUGGAUUUCCCUUAUGAUCCGGUUUGGAAAGUCCCAAAGUUUCGAGCCACAUGAAACGUCCCACGUGGCUUUGAUUGGAUGGACUCAACCCGGCGGUGCAAUAAAGUUCGACUGUGCGGGCUCGUACCUCGGGCGAAAUGUCAUUAUGACCGGAGCACGUUGUCUGGAACGGGAUGGCGCUCGCACUGACAUCGUUCGACUCGGUCAGGCGAUGGAUGCGCCAAUGGACUUUCACGUUCACAAUGUAACGGUCCAUUAUCGGUAUCAGGCCGAAUAUUAUUACCAUAACAUGGCCAUCAUCUUUCUGAAAGAAGAUCCUCAAACCGUGUCCGCUAGGUUUAAGCCGGCUUGUAUAUAUUCGCGACCACCACCGAUACCGGAAGGCAAGGUGCAUUUGAUCGGCAGGGACUCAGAUGGAUCAUACCAGAAGACACAACUCGAUUUGGUUGAUUCGGACAAGUGCCACGAAUAUUACAGUCCAACUAAGAAGCUGAAGUACGGUGCGCUGUUGGUCUGUUGCAUGUGUGCUCGGAAUCCCUCGGUCAGCAAAUGCGCAACCGAGCUUGGCUCUCAGAUGCAGGUCAUCCUGGAGAAGAACGGAAAGCGGGUUCCCUUUUUGGUUGGUCAGAAAACUAUCGGUCGAUCGUGUGGGUCGAAAGUUCCCGGAAUCUACACCCGACUAAGUUCCGAUGGGCAUCUUCCGUGGAUUUCAACGAUCGCCAGAAUGGAUUUCUACAACCACGAUGCAUGCAUCGACAGAUAUUGAAAACAACCACUCGGCUGUGGAAAGAUCAACUUAUGUUUAUACUUGAAGUCGAACUAAC
This is a messenger RNA of Ochlerotatus camptorhynchus, 1206 nucleotides long. RefSeq names its product serine protease Hayan-like. The record is from RefSeq and is a predicted model, not a curated record. Bases 354 to 1148 code for a protein of 264 amino acids. Gene Ontology annotation, biological process: proteolysis. Gene Ontology annotation, molecular function: serine-type endopeptidase activity. Lineage: Eukaryota; Metazoa; Arthropoda; Insecta; Diptera; Culicidae. The transcript is spliced from 5 exons.